Messenger RNA from Linum trigynum, 510 nucleotides. Lineage: Eukaryota; Viridiplantae; Streptophyta; Magnoliopsida; Malpighiales; Linaceae. The record is from the annotation of a GenBank genome assembly.
AUGCACUUCUCAGGAAUCCAAGGAGAGAUGCGCUUCGUAGGAAGCCGAGGGAGCAACGCGCUUCCCAAGAAGCAAAGGAGCGAUGCACUUCCCAAGAAGCUGAGGGAGCGAUGCGCUUCUCAGGAAGCCGAGGAGCGAUACGCUUCCCAAGAAGCCGAGGAGCGAUGCGCUUCUCAGGAAGCCGAGGGAGCAAUGCGCUUCCCAGGAAGCGAAGGAGCGAUGCACUUCCAAAGAAGCCAAGGGAGUGAUGCGCUUCUGAGGGAUCCGAGGAGCGAUGCGCUUCUCAGGAAGCGAAGGAGCGACGCGCUUCCCAGGAAGCCGAGGAGCGACGCGCUUCCCAGGAAGCGACGAAGCGAUGCGCUUCUCAGGAAGCCAAGGAGCGAGGAGCGAUGGGCUUCUCAGGGAGCGAAGGAGCAAUGCGCUUCCCGAGGGAGUGAUGCACUUCCCAUGAAGCGAAGGAGAAGCGCACCCCAAGAAGCCGAAGAAGCACUAAGCUUUCCAGAAAGCUGA